Messenger RNA from Ricinus communis (castor bean), 669 nucleotides. RefSeq names its product replication protein A 14 kDa subunit B. Gene Ontology annotation, cellular component: nucleus. The record is from RefSeq and is a predicted model, not a curated record. Bases 168 to 494 code for a protein of 108 amino acids. The transcript has 3 exons. Gene Ontology annotation, molecular function: DNA binding. Gene Ontology annotation, biological process: DNA recombination; DNA replication; DNA repair. NCBI's taxonomy places the organism in Eukaryota, Viridiplantae, Streptophyta, Magnoliopsida, Malpighiales, Euphorbiaceae.
UAUAACCUAAAUAUCUUCCCGCGUUCUAAUUAUUUUCCCGCGUUUUUUCAGGGCUUCCAGAUUUCUAAAUAUAAAUACGAAAAGGACAUUUUUCUUUAAUAUUCUCACAGACAAUUGCACGAUUCUCUCCUUUUUCUCUGAUCCAUCUUUCUCUACAACCAGGGUUUAUGGAUACAUCAAAACCUGCCAUUUUUGUGAAUGGAGCUUUAUUACCUAUGCACGUCAGAAAGAGAGUCCGUACAGUGAUUCAAGUGAUUGGAUCUGAUCGUGGAGCUGUGAUUGGAAAGUCAAGUGAUGAUCAUCAGAUCGUUGUGAAAGGGACCCCACCCCCUUCUGCUCCUCUUUCAAAGUUUGUUGAGGUUAUUGGUAUUGCUGAUACUGACAAAUCUAUUCAAGCUGAUAUUUGGACCAACUUUGGUGACUCUUUUGAUACAUAUUCCUACAACCAGCUUUGUCAGCUUGCAAAUGGUGAAUAUCAGUCCUUGUUCCUUUGAGGUCUAUUGGGCUUAUUUCCAGUGAAUGCUUUUAGGUGUUUCUGGCCAUUUUGUAAUUAGGUAGUGAUGUUUACAAAUUCAACCAUUAUUGUAGUUUUUGUUGGUUUUGAAUAUUGCUUCAACCAGUGGUUUGGCCUUUUGAGUUAACAAUCAUCAAAGUUGACUGAUUCUUCUA